Molecule: messenger RNA, 1870 nt
Organism: Cryptococcus deneoformans JEC21
Lineage: Eukaryota; Fungi; Basidiomycota; Tremellomycetes; Tremellales; Cryptococcaceae
Exons: 5
Coding region: 322-1665 (447 amino acids)
Source: RefSeq, a predicted model, not a curated record
AUUUUAUUCCUGUCUCUAUUACUAUUGCUUCCGUCUUUUUACCGCCAUAUCCAUCCCCACACUCAUUAUCAGCCGUAGGCUAUCGCUGCACCCACAUUCCUUGCUCCUGCCCUGUGUCGCCUCGCCCCGUCAGCGGUCUCCAUUUCACACCACCUCGUCAUUCACAUCGUAGUCCGCGACCAACCAUAUACUAUAUCCACACCUGUCUUCGCUCUCACACCCAAGACACCAUCAAAGGAGGCUGCCAAGGGGUGCCCAUCACACUCUUUUUCGCCCAUCCCAAAUCAGUCAUCAGUCACUCAUCAUCAACAAUCGCCGGCCAUGAGACUUUCAACAACUCUUCCCCUUAUCCUUUUCCCAACUCUUACCCUUGCUCAUGCCGAUCGUAUUCAUCCAGCUCACCGCAGACAUCUCGCCCGGAGCGGGUCCGGUGGGUACGGGAAACGUGCCCCAGCCUUGCUGGACGAUCUGAGUGGUUUACUUGACGGUGAUUCUGGCAGUACGUCCUCUGCUGCGUCAUCAACAUCAACCACAUCCUCUGCUCCAUCGUCUUCAUCCUCUUCACAAUCGUCGGUGACCCCCACCUCGACUGCAGUGACAACUACCUCUCGAGACGAGGUAACGUCGACCUCUGUGGCUUCUUCUUCUCUGCCAUCUACUAGUUCCGCCUCUCCAACAUCAACUUCUACCACGUCGACAGAGGUCUCCUCAUUUACGGCUGGUCCGAGUGAGAACGUGACAUCGUCGACGGCUUCUUCUUUUGACCCCACAUCAACUGCUUCUUCCAGCUCUACCGAGCAGUCUCUUGCCCCUUCUGCUACAUCUACCACAUCCACAUCAUCAGUGGCCGCUGAGUCAACUGUCUCCCCGUCUACUUCUGCCUCUGUACAAUACACGACAGAUGCGGCCGGUCAAACUCAGCUCGUCACGGUCAUUCUUACCCAAUCAGUGGAUGAUGCGACAAGAUCUGCUGACGCGGCUACCGCUUCGGCUACUUCGACAGCCGCGACCCAAAGCGGAGGAAACAAAUUCCCAACUGGGGCUAUCAUUGGUAUCUGCGUCGGUGUCGGUGCCGCCAUCUUGGCUUUGAUCGCGUUAGCCGUGUGGAGGAUGAAACGAAGGGGUGGUGAAGAGGAUGAGGCCAUCCGAUGGCCCGAACUCAACCGUCACGGUGACUCUGACGCCCACCACGCUCUUCCCGCCCGCGCAACUGGCCAGCACGGUUUCGAGACUAACCCUCUUGAACGUUCUCUCUCUUCUUCCUCCGAGCUUCAGUAUGCCGACUAUCCUGUCGCUUCUCAUCCUGACUACGACCUUCCUCAGCACAGUCCUAUGCCCAUGGCUCUCAAUGGCUCUUCAUUUGGCGCAUCCAGCUCGCUUGAAGAUGAUUAUGCCUUGUCCGAAAAGUACCCUCCUGCUAGUCCUCAUCCUCCAAGCCACGACGACCAUGACAACUAUACUUCAAUGCCCCCUCCCGUGCAAUCUCAGGCUUCAGUGGGGCUCGGUAUGGGGGGAGCGAUAUUUGGACAUGCCACGACACCUGAGGAGGAGGACCCUUAUGGUGGUGUUCAGAUGACCCAGCUUGACCACGGUGUUACAUAUCAGGGCAUGACUUCGCCCGAGUACGGUCACCAGCCAAUGCCCAAUCCUCAUGAUUACAGGUAAAAGUGGUUUUAACACGUGAUGAGUCGUCGAGCAGGAAGUGGAAUGUGGUGAAUGUUGCGUUACUCGCAUUGUCUGACAUUGCGAACUUUAUUAUUAUUAUUUUAUCUUGGCCACGCUGUUUAUACCCGACCAAACAAUCUUAUAAGAGCUUUUACCCCCUCUGUUCUACCUGUUAAAUACGUAAACAAUAAACGCUGUUUGAAGU